Molecule: messenger RNA, 1172 nt
Organism: Salvia splendens (bonfire salvia)
Lineage: Eukaryota; Viridiplantae; Streptophyta; Magnoliopsida; Lamiales; Lamiaceae
Product: serine/arginine-rich splicing factor SC35-like
Exons: 8
Coding region: 103-888 (261 amino acids)
Molecular function (GO): RNA binding
Source: RefSeq, a predicted model, not a curated record
UACAAAAGGGUCAAAAAUUCUCUAAAAAACAGACGAAAGAAAAAAGAAAAAGGCUCCAAAUUACAAACCCUAAUUCUUCUAUCUUCUUUGCCGAUCGAAGAAAUGUCGCACUUCGGGAGAUCUGGGCCACCGGAUAUCAGAGACACAUUCUCUCUCCUAGUCCUCAACAUCACUUUUCGCACUUCAGCUGAUGACUUGUUCCCCCUAUUUGAUAAGUACGGCAAGGUGGUCGACGUGUUCAUUCCUCGAGACCGGAGAACUGGGGACUCCAGGGGUUUUGCAUUUGUGCGAUAUAAGUAUCAAGAUGAGGCUCAAAAGGCUGUUGAGAAGCUAGAUGGAAGAGUUGUUGAUGGGAGAGAAAUAAUGGUUCAAUUUGCUAAAUAUGGCCCUAAUGCUGAACGAAUUGAUAAAGGUAGAAUUGAGGAACCUGUUUAUAAGUCUAGUGGCAGGUCAAGAAGCCGCAGUCCUCGUCCAAGGGGUGAUGACAGGGAUCGGGAUUACAGGAGGAGCAGCCAAAGUGGCAGAGGAAGAAGUGAGCGCGAGUCUCAUCGUGGCAGGCACAGGGAGUCUCGCUAUCGAAGCAGGAGCCGAUCCCGGAGUCGAAGCCGUAGUGUAAGUCCUGGUUAUCGCAGAGAACGUGGUAGAGGAAAAUUUGAUGAUGGUGAGAGACGUAGAAGAAGUCGUUCUUAUGGAAGUGCAUCUCCUGUUCGUCGAAGUCCCAGUCCUCGGCGAACCCCUUCCCCAAACAAAUCACCUCUAUCUAGGGAAGGAAGUCCUGCUGUUCGUAAUGCCAAAAUCGAACGAUCUGCCAGCCCCCCUAAGAGUCUCUCUCCUCGUGGCCGUCGUGAUUCUCGAAGCCCGUCUCCACAUGAUGAGGCUGAUGAAUAAUGGAUUGGCAGCAUCUGCUUUCUUGAGUAAUUUGACCUAUCAUCAUAUGGUGGUUGCUAUCAAUGCUUUUCUGGAAGAUCUUUCAUCAGUUUGAAUACCUAUGCGUUGUACUAGAAUUGUUUUGUUGUUUUAUGUUAAAUUCUGCUCCAGACUAAUGGUUUGGUAUCAGUCUAAACUCUAUUAUCUUUCUUAGGUGGAUUGAGCUCUAUUUGGUAGAUUUCUUUUUCCUAAUAUGAAUGUGUGCCAUUGAACAUCUCACUCAUAUGAAGUCUUUAUUUGCCUUC